GUAAGUCCACGUUUGGACAGAAAAGCGCAUGCGUGUCUUCUUCUAUUUGUUAUUCAACAAACAUGUCUGCCUCCUGUCUGACGGCACUCAGGGCAUCUCUGACAGCUUUUCACGGAGAUUCCUGCCGGUGGCUCCUCGGUCGUCUGACCCCGAUAUUGUGCCACCGUUUGCGGCUUCAUGCCACCCCCACCGCCGGGCUGUCCAGCUCCAGGACCGAGCCGACACAGAGCUCCGAUGUGGCCGACAAGGUUGCAGACAGACUCGGGCAGGAAGAGCCGGAGUAUAUCCCCAGGAGGAAGGCCAAGAACCCUAUGAUGAAGUUAGGAUAUGCUUGGAUGAUCGGGCUCCCCGCGGGGAUCAUCGGCUUCAUUCUGGCCAAGAGACAAGUGGACAAAAACCGCCUGAAGCAGCUGAAGAUCAGGCAGAGGAUGAGACGAUCCAACGAGGGCGAAUACGACGGGAGUCGAUAUCGCCAGCACUCCAAGCUGGACCGGUGACGUGUAAACCCCGUCACGCCCCGGGAGACGCGAGAACUUCUGCCUUAAGCCGCAGUGGAGAAAAACUGAUCUAUAUCAUGAAAAUAAGCACUACCUGGUGUAAAACAAAAGGAAACAGUUUAUUUCAUAUGAAAAUGCAAACACAUUAUCUUCAGGAAAGGUGUAUUUACACCAACUAUGUGGUCUUUACAUGCGGAGUGUUUGACUCUGUUGCUUUAAUAAAAGAAUUACAUGCAGCUCUGGCCCGGAGCAGCAGCUGGGUGCGGUCGGGUAAAUCAGGA
Gambusia affinis (western mosquitofish) is the source of this 778-nucleotide messenger RNA. RefSeq names its product DUF4748 domain-containing protein. The record is from RefSeq and is a predicted model, not a curated record. The transcript is spliced from 3 exons. The coding region runs from base 63 to 497 and encodes 144 amino acids. NCBI's taxonomy places the organism in Eukaryota, Metazoa, Chordata, Actinopteri, Cyprinodontiformes, Poeciliidae.